GUUAUGCUAUGACUGGCUUCAGACUCCCCAUCAGCACUUUCAGAAAACUAAAUGUCUGGUUCGGACUGUGGGAGAAACUUCCCUCAAAUAAACUGUAUCCCACUUGGAGGAGAAGCUUAUUCUGUAGCUGUCAAGCAAGCACAGUAAACUACAGGAGAUGUUUCAGUUUUUCCCCAGUCAGACUCAGUGCACUAAGACUCUCUCCAGAGUAUGUCUCAGUAAUUUCUCUGCGGAACAAAAGCAGCAAAAGCUCUAAACGGAGCAGACAAAGUGUACAAGAAGAGGAGGAAGAAGAGGAUGAAGAUGAAAGUAAUUUGGAAGAUGAAUUUGAAAAUGACCCCAAUGUAGUAAAAGAUUACAAGGAUCUUGAAAAAGUAGUGCAGUCUCUUCGAUAUGAUGUGAUCUUGAAAGCUGGUCUAGACAUGGCAAGAAAUAAAGUAGAAGAUGCAUUCUACAAUAAUGAACUCAGGCUGAAUGGAGAAAAACUAUGGAAGAAAAGUAGAACUGUGAAACUUGGUGACACACUGGAUCUCAUAAUAGGUGAAGAUAAAGAAACAGGAACUGCUGUAGUUAUGCGGGUAGUCUUAAAAAAAUUAUCUGAUAAAACUGAAAGUGAAAAAUACAAAGUUAUUUUGAGGCGUUGGAAAAACUUAAAAGUGCCCAAACAGGAUGUACUGAAGUAACAAGGGGUUGCAUGUGGCAGCGUAAGAUUUUUGCAGAAAAACAUAUUUUUUGUUAAAUAUGAAUUUUGGUUGAACAAAAUUACAGUACCCUUUUUUAAGGGCUUGUGUCAGAAUGUUAUCUUGCUCUGCUGCGUACAUCAAUAAUCAUGCAAUAAGCCUGUCACUUUUUGCUGUUAGCUUUGUCUUGUGGUACUGUAAGUUAAAAGAUCCAACACUUACAUGUCCAGGAGGUUUCUUAUAAAUAAUGAAUCAAUAAAGACUGAUUUGAUCACUA
Messenger RNA from Onychostruthus taczanowskii (white-rumped snowfinch), 957 nucleotides. RefSeq names its product mitochondrial transcription rescue factor 1 (gene MTRES1). The record is from RefSeq and is a predicted model, not a curated record. The transcript has 3 exons. Bases 9 to 683 code for a protein of 224 amino acids. Lineage: Eukaryota; Metazoa; Chordata; Aves; Passeriformes; Passeridae.